AAUAAACCAGAAUGCUGUGAUUUCCAUACUAACAAGACCUACACCAUCUUCUCCUCAGUGGUGUCCUUCUACGUGCCCCUCGUUAUUAUGGUGUUUGUGUACGGGAAGGUGUUUGUCAUCGCGACCAGACAGCUGAAACUCAUUGACAAGAAUAGACUCCGCUUUCUGAGCACAUGCACAGAAGACACUUGUGAAAAUCCAGGUGAAACGGUGCGUAAUUUGAGCCGGAGGUCAACGAGGCAUGUCGUGAAAGAACACAAGGCGCUCAAGACGCUGGGGAUUAUUAUGGGCAUCUUCAUUCUCUGUUGGCUGCCCUUCUUUUUCUUCAAUAUCAUCAAGGUUUUUAAUCCCAAAGUGCUGUCGAGGGAUGUGUUCGUCCUGUUGAACUGGCUCGGUUACACCAAUUCAGGCCUGAACCCAAUCAUCUACUGCCACAGUCCCGAGUACCGCACCGCAUUCCUCAAUCUUCUAGGGUACAAAAAACUCAAGCGGUUAAAUUACGACACAGUGCACAAACAUCUAUGGACCCUCAGCUCAUGCAUCCAAAGCAACGGUUCUGUAAAAAUGGAUUGCUUAGGUCACGAAGAUCCAUCUGCUAAGGGUGGGAACGUUUGCUCAGACACGUGUACAGUUUUCAAAGAAGAAGAGGUGGAAACUCAGCCUCACAAUUACUCAAAUGUGGCACGGAUCAAUGUAGCAGAGAUGUUAAAG
Sinocyclocheilus anshuiensis is the source of this 711-nucleotide messenger RNA. Its product is annotated as beta-2 adrenergic receptor-like. Lineage: Eukaryota; Metazoa; Chordata; Actinopteri; Cypriniformes; Cyprinidae. Gene Ontology annotation, biological process: positive regulation of MAPK cascade; adenylate cyclase-activating adrenergic receptor signaling pathway; norepinephrine-epinephrine-mediated vasodilation involved in regulation of systemic arterial blood pressure. The annotation marks the transcript as partial. Gene Ontology annotation, cellular component: plasma membrane. The record is from RefSeq and is a predicted model, not a curated record. Gene Ontology annotation, molecular function: epinephrine binding; beta3-adrenergic receptor activity. The transcript has a single exon.